UUGAGUUCUUGCAUUGCAGAAAUGGAUUGCACUCCAGGCCCUGCUCUGUUUCCUUUGCAUCGCUGUAAAACUCUGCACCUGGUGAGACAUGCUCAAGGAAUUCAUAAUGCUGAAGCUGAAAUUGACCAUGAAGCGUACCUAUCUCCAAAACUUUUUGAUGCACACCUUACCCCCUUGGGUUGGCAGCAGGUUGAUAAUUUGCGUGAGCAUGUUCACUCAUCUGGUCUUGCCAAGAGAAUUGAAUUAGUUAUUACAUCUCCUCUGUUAAGGACAAUGCAAACAGCUGUUGGAGUAUUUGGUGGGGCAGGCUAUGUAGAUGGUGUGGAGGCACCUCCUCCACUAAUGGUCUCAAAUGCUGGAAAUAGUGACCGUCCUGCAAUUUCAAGUAUAGAUUGCCCACCUUUUCUAGCCGUGGAGCUUUGUCGAGAACACUUGGGAGUUUACUUAUGUGAUAAGAGAAGAAGCAUUCGGGAGUAUCAGCCUCUUUUUCCUGCAAUUGAUUUUUCCCAGAUAGAAAGUGAUGAAGACAUUUUUUGGAGGGCUGACAUUAAAGAGACAGAAGAAGAAGUUGGAGCUAGGGGAAUCAAGUUUAUUAACUGGUGA
Molecule: messenger RNA, 603 nt
Organism: Telopea speciosissima
Lineage: Eukaryota; Viridiplantae; Streptophyta; Magnoliopsida; Proteales; Proteaceae
Product: phosphoglycerate mutase-like protein 1
Exons: 6
Coding region: 22-603 (193 amino acids)
Cellular component (GO): cytoplasm
Molecular function (GO): phosphatase activity
Source: RefSeq, a predicted model, not a curated record